CUGCAGCCACCGCCUCCUCCGCCUCCUCCUCAGUCUCGGCGGCCGCUUCCUUUGUUUUGCGUGAGGCCAGAGGCCGCGUGCCGGCCCGGGAACGGAACGCGUAUUUUUAUUAGGAGCAUCAAUACUGCAACCAUGCCUGAAAUAAAUACAAAUGAACUGGAUGAGCAGCAGGUAGAGUUGCUGGCAGAGAUGUGCAUCCUUAUUGAUGAAAAUGACAACAAAAUUGGUUCAGAUACCAAGAAAAACUGCCACCUGAAUGAAAACAUUGACAAAGGAUUGCUGCAUCGUGCUUUCAGUGUCUUCUUGUUCAAUACGGAGAAUAAACUACUAUUGCAACAAAGAUCAGAUGCCAAAAUCACUUUCCCAGAUUGUUUCACCAACACUUGUUGCAGUCAUCCCCUGAACACCGUGCUUGAAGUAGAAGAAAAGAAUGCAAUUGGCAUUCGAAGAGCAGCUCAGAGGCGCCUGAAAGAAGAGCUAGGAAUUCCAAUGGAACAGGUAACACCAGAAGAAAUCUUGUACUUAACCCGAAUCCACUACAAAGCUCAGUCCAAUGGGAUCUGGGGAGAACAUGAAAUAGAUUACAUCUUGUUUGUGCAGAAGAAUGUGACGCUGAAUGCAGAUCCCAAUGAAAUUAAAAGCUACUGUUAUGUGACACAGGAAGAACUGAAAGAACUCCUGGAAAAGGCAUCCCGAAAUGAAAUUAAGAUUACUCCAUGGUUCAAACUGAUUGCAGAGACUUUUCUCUUUAAAUGGUGGGAUAACUUGAAUAAUCUGAAUAGGUUUGUGGAUCAUGAAAAGAUUCACAGAAUGUAACAGUUUAUAGAAUAUGCUGCUCUAAAAACGAUAUAGUACCAUUUAAUAUUGAUAAAUGACAAUAUCUGAAGCACUAAUUAUAAGUUGACUGCAACAUAGGGAACGAAUUAGGAAUAAGAAGAUAUCCUGUGAAGGAAAUUUGAUUUUAUCUCUGGCUGAUUGUUAAAGCUCGAGUCUUUUCUGCCUUUCAUUUCUUGGAGUAAUUAUUUGGAUUAUUAACAAGCUUUCAAUGGGAAUGUAUUUGUUGAUAUAAUCACUAGAAUCUGAAAUUUGAAUACUGACUAGGCUACCAGUCAAAUUGAAAGUUAAAUCUUAGCCAGGAUACCCUCUAUUUUUCAGGGUAGGCUGUUUGCUGUACAGUAGUGAAGGAAUUAGUUAUUAGUCAGAAAUCCCAUUAGAGCCAGACAAACCCAAUGGUGUUCCCAGGCUAGUUUUGUCCUUGGCUUAAUGCAGGAGAGGGGGAUGCUAACAUGUGACUCUCCAUCAGCCCUAACUAGCAUAGCUGUUGAGAUUUCUGGUCUUAAAGGCUGCAUCUUGAAUGUCAUACUAAAGUCCAUGUUAGGGGAUAAGAGAAACACUACUUAAAUUCUGCCAACUCCAGAGCUGGCCUAUUUCAUCCACUCAUUUUCAAUUUUCUGGAGCGCGUUGGGUAAUAUGUAAGUGUGGUGUUAACUGCUCUAAUAGUAUCUGUUCACUUGUAAACUGUGCAUGACAAAAACCAUUACAGGGGUGGAACUAGGUGGUAUUCAAAAUGUAAAGUGAGAAUUUGUACUUCAGUAGUCUCCAAAUGUGCCUUCCUUUUUUGAAUUAUUUGCUGUAAAAAGGAAAGGAAUUCUGACUAUAAGGCCUGCCUAGUAACUUUUCACUUUACCUUAAGGGUGUUUCAUUUUCAGAUAGAACUAGAUAGUAAAAACUGUGCAUAUUCAGACAUACUGCUGUGUUCCAGAAAGCCACUGAUGUAUAUUUAAUCAUUAAAAUGACUGAAUCCUAA
This is a messenger RNA of Lacerta agilis (Sand lizard), 1807 nucleotides long. RefSeq names its product isopentenyl-diphosphate delta isomerase 1 (gene IDI1). Lineage: Eukaryota; Metazoa; Chordata; Lepidosauria; Squamata; Lacertidae. Gene Ontology annotation, molecular function: isopentenyl-diphosphate delta-isomerase activity. The coding region runs from base 133 to 816 and encodes 227 amino acids. The record is from RefSeq and is a predicted model, not a curated record. Gene Ontology annotation, biological process: isopentenyl diphosphate biosynthetic process; isoprenoid biosynthetic process. Gene Ontology annotation, cellular component: cytoplasm. The transcript is spliced from 5 exons.